Molecule: messenger RNA, 2839 nt
Organism: Vombatus ursinus (common wombat)
Lineage: Eukaryota; Metazoa; Chordata; Mammalia; Diprotodontia; Vombatidae
Gene: RRAGC
Product: Ras related GTP binding C
Exons: 8
Coding region: 57-1316 (419 amino acids)
Biological process (GO): regulation of autophagy; cellular response to amino acid stimulus; positive regulation of TOR signaling
Cellular component (GO): lysosome; nucleus; Gtr1-Gtr2 GTPase complex
Molecular function (GO): GTPase activity; GTP binding
Source: RefSeq, a predicted model, not a curated record
CUGGCCUGGCCUGGCCUGGCUUGUCCUGUCAGGACUCAGGCGGCGGCUCCGGGACGAUGUCGCUGCAGUAUGGCGGGGGGGACGAGGCGCCGCUCUCCGGUAGCUACGGCGCGGCUGACUCGUUCCCCAAGGACUUCGGCUACGGCGUGGAGGAGGAGGAGGAGGAGGCGGCCGUGGUGGCGGCGGCGGGCGGAGGCUCGGCCGGGCCCGGGGCGGGCGGCGGCUGCGGCGCGGGCGGCGGCGACAGCUCCAAGCCGCGGAUCCUGCUCAUGGGCCUCCGGCGCAGCGGCAAGUCGUCCAUCCAGAAGGUGGUUUUUCAUAAAAUGUCACCCAAUGAGACCCUCUUUUUGGAAAGCACCAACAAAAUUUACAAAGAUGACAUUUCCAAUAGCUCCUUUGUGAAUUUCCAGAUAUGGGACUUUCCUGGGCAAAUGGACUUUUUUGACCCAACCUUUGACUAUGAGAUGAUCUUCAGGGGCACAGGGGCAUUAAUAUAUGUCAUUGACGCACAGGAUGACUACAUGGAGGCUUUAACAAGACUUCACAUCACUGUUUCUAAAGCCUACAAGGUUAAUCCAGAGAUGAACUUUGAGGUUUUUAUUCAUAAAGUUGAUGGCUUGUCUGAUGAUCACAAAAUAGAAACUCAGAGGGACAUUCAUCAGCGGGCCAAUGAUGACCUUGCGGAUGCUGGGCUAGAAAAACUCCAUCUUAGCUUUUAUUUGACUAGUAUCUAUGACCAUUCAAUAUUUGAAGCCUUUAGUAAGGUGGUGCAGAAACUCAUUCCACAACUGCCGACCUUGGAAAAUCUAUUAAAUAUCUUUAUAUCCAAUUCAGGUAUUGAAAAAGCUUUUCUCUUCGAUGUUGUCAGCAAAAUCUACAUUGCAACAGACAGCUCCCCUGUGGAUAUGCAGUCAUAUGAGCUGUGUUGUGACAUGAUUGAUGUUGUAAUUGAUGUGUCUUGUAUAUAUGGGGUUUCAGAUCCCAGCAGUGACCUGAAAGAAAUGGGAAGGAGAGGGUUAAAGGAAGAUGGCAGUGGAAGUGCAUAUGAUAAAGAAUCUAUGGCAAUUAUCAAACUAAAUAACACAACUGUCCUUUAUUUAAAGGAAGUGACAAAAUUUUUGGCACUGGUCUGCAUUCUUAGGGAAGAAAGCUUUGAACGUAAAGGUUUAAUAGAUUACAACUUCCACUGUUUCCGCAAAGCUAUUCAUGAAGUUUUUGAGGUGGGUGUGACCUCUCACAGAGCCUGCAGCCAUCAAGCCAACCCCUGUGCCAUGAAAGCAGUGACUCACAAUGGCGCACCAAGAAAUGCCGUCUAGUGGGAACAUGGGCCAAGGAGCUCUUCCUUGGCCCUUUCUCCAACCUUGAGUCAGAUGUCAUAUGUGACAGGACCGGCAAUAGCUGGGGUUUGUGGGAAUCUGGUACCAGUUCCAGUGGAUAGAGGGGUUUAUUUUCUGAUUUGGACAAAAGCCCCUUCAACUGGUAUUGCACAACUGAAGCUACUGUGUUUCUUACAAACAAAAACAAAAAAGCAAAAAGCAGAAAAUGAAAAAAAAAAAACACUUGAGGCCACUGAAGUUAACAUUGGAAACUCCAGGUUUUUUUGAGUGUGUGUGUUUCCUCUUUUGAGUCCUCCCUUAGUAGUUUGAGUAUAUCAGACUUGGAGACAAAUGCAAAUUAAACUCCUCCUUUUGAUGGAGAGUUUCAGUGAUUGCCAGUUGAGUGUAAUGGAAAAGACAGAUUUAUCCCAAGCUUCACCCAGGUUGUCAUUUGAUUAGUCUAAAAUACCCUGCCUUGCUUGAGUUCUAACACUGCCUCUCCAAUUCCAAUGGUGGACACCACACACUGAAAACCAAUCCACUAAUGCACUUGCUCUCUAACUCAGAAGACAAACAGUGUGACUGCAUCGAAAAUUUCACUAUUCUUUCUUGAAGAAAUGAAGAAAAUUCCAACCCUUGUCAACUGGAAUGCAGGGCUCAACUCUAGCUACCCACAUCUCCAAAGUAUUGAGGAAAAAGCUUUGAGACUGUAGAGAAAUUUCACACUUGAGUUUUGGGCACCAAAAUGGCUUGUUUCUCUCUCCUGAAGAUGACAGAUGACCACAAUUUUCACUUUCACGAUCAGGAUUUAAUGUAACCAAGGGAAUAUUUUUAACUUGACUUCAUAUUUCACUCUUCUGUGGAAGAAGUGUUCAUCAUGUCAUGAAAACAUUUAGCUCACCCCUCCUUAACCUUAUUCUAGCUACCCUGAUAGGAGCAAAAUAUAUAUAUAUAUAUAUAUGUAUGUAUGUAUGUAUGUAUGUAUGUAUAUUUUUUUCUCGGAUAAUAGAUGUCUGUAUGUCCAGCUGCUGUUGUUUGUCAGACUGAUCCAGAAGGCAUCAAUAGCUUGUAACAUGCUGGGUCCACUUCAGUCUGUUUGGGAAUGGGAGAGAGAGCACGUGGUCCCAAGCCUGUGUUUGGUUUACAUUCUUCGUCUCCAGUAUUCUGACACCAAGUGUCAAAUGUGGUACUUUUCUUUACCCACAAUAUUAAUUCUUGAUCGUUUUCUUGAUGGUGAUUGAAAUCUUUUCAGUUGAUUGAAAUAUGCAUAUUGUUUUCCUCCAGAUGCCCAAUAGUUACAUGUGUAAAAGCCACUGGAGUACAUAAGUGCCACUGUUAUAUUAAAUCUGUAUAUUAAGUUCUAUAACCCUAACAGUGAGACUUGGAGUGCUUUCUGCAGACGAUUCUGAUUGUUGAGUAUUUACAUGGACCAUGGUGAUAUCCAAAAGAAAAAAUGCUUUUAUAUUUAUAGAUUCUUUCAUUGAACUAUAUCAAAUGGGUAUCAAUAAAUGUCUUUACUCCAA